Messenger RNA from Rotaria sp. Silwood2, 333 nucleotides. NCBI's taxonomy places the organism in Eukaryota, Metazoa, Rotifera, Eurotatoria, Philodinida, Philodinidae. The record is from the annotation of a GenBank genome assembly.
AUGGCUCGUUCUCGUUCCCAAGCUCAGACUCGAACACCAUUCAUAGAACAUUUACGACAACAGUUUCAUCAACAUAAAAAUCAUAUAUUUGUAUCAUGUGCAUUAGUAUUAUUGGCUUUACCUCGUCUAAUCAUGUCAUUUAUUAGCGGAUGUAUGCAAUCAUCCCGAAAUCCAUGGUUAUAUCUCUUUGGUUAUUUGAUCUCUUUUAUUCCAUCCAUGAUCACAUUCAUAGUAUUUAUAUUACCAUCAAAAAAGUACAAAGAUGAAUUAACUACAAUGAUUCAACGUACUAUUCAACGAUUUCGUAAUAUCUUGUAUGUGCAUAGAUCGUAA